Messenger RNA from Haliotis rubra (blacklip abalone), 2228 nucleotides. RefSeq lists its product as uncharacterized. The record is from RefSeq and is a predicted model, not a curated record. Lineage: Eukaryota; Metazoa; Mollusca; Gastropoda; Lepetellida; Haliotidae.
GGUGUGUUUCGAGUCGCUUCAAAUCCUCCGUGUCUCCUGCAGCUUCAGGUGUUUUGUCUCCACAGAUACAGUUGAUUUCCUUGGAGUGUCUUUUUAGAACCAAGUGUUAUGGCGGACCCGUAUGCUGAACGACUUCGUGGAUUCUUCACUGCGGCAUGUGCAACUACGGCCAUUGCUCUUGCAAAAGAUGUUGGGAUACUGAAAAUCCUCUUAGAGGCUGAUGUACCUCUUACGUCAGAUGAGAUUUCCACAUGUGGAAGGCUAAAAGAGAGAUACUGUCGGGAAAUCCUGGGUGCCCUGGUGACUGCUGCUGUAAUCGAAGUGGACUCCACAAGCCGGAAGUACUUUGUACCUGCCUGCAACCGGAAGUCUCUGGCCGGAGCGGCCAUCUCCAGUCGUUUGGUGCCAUACUUCGGGGCGAAGAACGCCGCCAUCAGGGACUGCUUCAGGGAGGAGGGACCUGCAGGUGUGCGAUAUGCUGCUUUCCCCGUCGCAUUCGACAUUAUGCGAGAGUUACGAGUGUUCGCCCAGGACACCCUGCUGGAAGACUUUGUACUUGCGGUUGUCCCCGGACUUCCUCGGAAGCUAGAUCAGGGUAUAACAGCAGCGGAGCUCGGAUGUGGGUAUGGUAUACUAGCUUCAAAUCUGGCACAGCGGUAUCCGGCAACGACCUUUAUCGCCAGCGACGUUGUUGAUGAGCUGCUGGAGAUGGCACGACGAGGGGCGUCUGAGAAGUGCCUCGCAAACCUCCAGUUUGAACGUCAAGACAUUUAUGACCUCCCCGAUACAUAUACCGACAGAUUUGAUUUGAUAUUAGUUCGUGACGUCAUUCAUGACCUGCCCGACCCUGAUCGAGCAAUGCGUGAGAUAUACCGGUCCCUCAAGCCUGGGGGAGAGCUCAGUCUGCUUGAAGUGGGAGUGACUGGAACAUUAUCUGAGAACGUUGGUAACAUGGAUGCUUGUUCCUAUACCCUGAGUACCUUCAGUUGCGUGCCUGAGAGCUUCCAGCACGCUGACUCUGCUGUUCUGGGAGCUGCAUGGAAUGUCCGUCAGGCCACGGCAAUGAUAGAAAGGGCGGGUUUCACUUUGGUUAAAGAGUUCCGCAGUGACACGAACAAGCAGAAUGUUCACUACCUCUGUCGGAAAUAAUCUCCUCUUGGGUAGACGCGGUGUUUGUCUUGCAUGUUACUGUUUACCACAGCUACACUAUCAGUUCUGGAGAUUCGCUUCCUUAAAAUGUUCGUUUACAUGUGACCAGCAAGCUACUCCCAUGUCUUAAUCUGAUCUUAACAAUAUCCAGACAAGUGAUGAUCCAGGUUUUUGCUGACAAUCAAAAAUAUAUAAUUGUAUGCAUCUUUGCUAUUGGUGCAGUCAUCUUUCCAGUCAAAGCCUCCAGUAUGCUUAAUUUAACACAAUAUAUUCGACAGUAUAGUAUACAAUGUAAGGCCAAUUUCCAUUUGCCAGUGUUCACGACACAGUCCGCAUGGCCACCAUAUAGGGUAAUCACUGUGCUGACGACACAUGCAAGACCAGUUGUAAUCAGACUGUAUUGACGACACAUGUAAGGCCAGUUGUCAUCAGACUGUGGUGACGACACACGUAAGGCCAGUUGUCAUCAAACUGUGUUGACACACGUAAGGCCAGUUUUCACCAGACUGUUUUGACGACACAUGUAAGGCCAGUUGUCAUCAGACUCUGUUGACAUAUAAGGCCAGUUGUCACCAAACUGCGUUGACGACACAUGUAAGGCGAAUUGUCACCAGUCUGUGUUGACGAAAGAAGUGGGGCCAGUUUUCAUCCGACUGUAUUGACGAAACAUGUAGCCUUCAUAUACCGACAUCUGUUACAGUGGACACUGUUUUUAUUAGUGAUAUCAGUCCACCGAACUUCACCGUUACAGGUUACAUGGAUAGCAGCUGUACUCUUGGCAAAUACUGAUACACUUAGGCACAUUGUUCUUUGUUCUAUAUGCUCCAACCAUUCAUGCUGGAAGUACAUUUAUAUCAUAAAACUUCUAUUUUCUAUCGAUAAUUUAGAGACAAUUCAUAUCUCGAAUAUGAACCCAUAUGGAAGUGGCUUUGUUCUGGAAGGGUUUCGAUUGAGGCAUUGAAUUGCAGCUUGAACAGAAUAAUCAAGAAAUGUACUCUGCAAAUAUAGAAAUGAUAUUUAGAUGCAUUUAAUGUAUGAUAUAAAUAUUCAGUAGAUCAUAAUAAAUUGUUCAAACUUGG